Messenger RNA from Monomorium pharaonis (pharaoh ant), 5172 nucleotides. It is a transcript of the gene Sec24CD, whose product is annotated as protein transport protein Sec24C. The transcript has 14 exons. Gene Ontology annotation, molecular function: SNARE binding; zinc ion binding. The record is from RefSeq and is a predicted model, not a curated record. The coding region runs from base 1 to 3138 and encodes 1045 amino acids. Gene Ontology annotation, cellular component: COPII vesicle coat; endoplasmic reticulum exit site. Lineage: Eukaryota; Metazoa; Arthropoda; Insecta; Hymenoptera; Formicidae. Gene Ontology annotation, biological process: COPII-coated vesicle cargo loading; endoplasmic reticulum to Golgi vesicle-mediated transport; intracellular protein transport.
AUGCAGCAUAUUCAAGAAGUAGGAAGGCAGCAUUCAUAUGCUGCACCUGUGCCUCCCAUAAACAAUCAACAGAAUUUUUUAAAGCCACCAAUUGCGGGAGAGCAGAAUUUGUCAAAUUCACAGAUGCAUUCUCACUUACUGUCAGCACCACCUACAGAUCACUCUCAAAUAAUGAAUCCUCCAAUGACGGGUGUUCCUGGCCCUCAGAUACCUUCACGUUUGCCUACAGGUCCACAUGGACCACAUGGUCAAAUUUCUACAGGUCAUCAAGCUCAUGGGACUAAUCUUCCAAAUGCUAACUUACUCCAAUCUGGAAUGGCACCAUAUAAUUCUGUACUACCACCACCAUUGCCGUCACAAGGUGUAGCAAGUCCAAUGGAUCCAGAUUUGUCAUCGCAGAUUGUGCCACCAAAUCUAACUGGACAAUCUAUAGCAAGCCCUCCUCCAGUUGGACCUGGUUUUCACCAAGCUCGACAAAAGCAAUAUUUACAAAAUGCUCCAAUGCCUCCAAUGCCACCAAUGCCACCAGGCCAAACUGCAACAAAUCCUACAGGACCAGGCUUACUGCCGCCUGCACAGAGACAGUAUGCCUGGACAGGUUCCACUAUGCCUCCAUUAUCAGGACAGACCUUAUCCAGUCCUUUAGGAGUGAACCGUGCAUCACCUGGUGUCACUCCAGGCUAUCAACAACCGCCAUACCAACAGCCAUAUCAUAACCAGAUGGAUAUGUAUAAUAAUCAAAGAAAUCCAUAUCAAGGUGCCCCUAAUGCUACAGGAUAUCAACCAGGAUUACAGCCUCAGCAAGCUAGACGACUUGACCCAGAACAAAUGCCAAGUCCAAUUCAAGUAAUGCUAGAUGAUCAAAAUAUGAAAGGUGGAGUGUUUGUGACAAAUCAGAAAGGUCUGGUACCACCUUUGGUGACGACAAAUUUUGUAACUCAGGAUCAAGGAAAUGCUUCCCCCAGAUACAUCAGGUCUACUAUGUAUACUAUUCCCACUACCUCCGAUAUUAUAAAGCAGACUAAUAUUCCUUUUGGACUUGUAAUAAGUCCAAUGGCUCGUAUUGUUCAAGGAGAAUGUGAACCACCAAUUGUAGAUAUGGGUGAAAUUGGACCAGUACGUUGUGUGCGUUGUAAAGCAUACAUGUGUCCAUUUAUGCAGUUUAUCGAUGCUGGCCGACGAUUUCAGUGCUUGUUUUGUAAAGCAACAACAGAAGUUCCAAAUGAGUAUUUCCAACACUUGGAUCAUACAGGUCAACGUUUAGAUCGUUAUGAGAGACCUGAAUUAAUGUUGGGUACAUUUGAAUAUAUAGCCACAAAAGAUUACUGCAGGGAUAACGUUUUUCCGAAAUCACCAGCCAUUGUGUUCAUAAUUGAUGUAUCUUACAAUACAGUUAAAUCUGGAUUAGUGGACUUAUUAUGUACAAAAAUGAAAUCUAUAAUAAAGAAUUUACCUAUUGAUGCUGGACAAACGAAAAGCAACAUGAAAGUUGGCUUUAUAACAUAUAAUAAUACUGUGCAUUUCUAUAACAUCAAUUCUUGUCUUGCUCAACCGCAAAUGAUGGUUGUUGGAGAUAUCCAAGAUGUAUUUAUGCCACUUUUGGAUGGAUUUCUAUGCGAUGUCGAGGAGAGUGAAGCAGUUAUUGAUAGCCUUAUGGCACAAAUUCCUCAAAUGUUUGCGGACACUCGAGAAACAGAAACGAUUCUUGCUCCUGCCAUACAAGCUGGAUUAGAAGCGUUAAAAGCAUCUGAACGUUCUGGUAAAUUGUUAAUAUUCCAUUCAUCUUUACCAAUUGCUGAAGCACCUGGAAAAUUGAAAAACCGUGACGAUCGUAAAGUGCUCGGAACAGAUAAAGAAAAAACGGUAUUAGUUCCACAAAACAAUGUUUAUAACAAUUUGGGUCAAGAAUGUGUUGGUGCAGGUUGCAGUGUAGACUUGUUUAUUUUUAAUAAUUCGUACGUAGAUAUAGCAACAAUUGGUCAAAUUUGUCGUCUUACUGGAGGAGAGAUUUACAAGUAUACUUAUUUCCAGGCUGAUAUUGAUGGUGAAAGAUUAAUUUCAGAUGUAAUUAAUAAUAUUGGUAGACCACUCGCUUUCGAUGCUGUUAUGCGAGUACGUACAUCUACAGGUGUUAGGGCAACUGAUUUUUAUGGACAUUACUUUAUGUCUAAUACAACUGACAUGGAACUAGCCAGUAUAGAUUGCGAUAAGGCUAUUGGAAUAGAAAUUAAACAUGAUGACAAACUGACGGAUGAUGAAAGUGUGUAUAUUCAAGUGGCUUUAUUGUACACUUCCUGUGGUGGUAUUAGAAGAUUGCGAAUCAUGAAUUUGAGUCUGAAAACUUCGUCACAAAUGGUCGAAUUAUAUCGCACAUGCGAUUUGGAUGCCAUUAUAAAUUACUUUUCUAAGCAAAGUGUUUUUAAAUUAUUGGAAUCUACUCCAAAAGCGGUGAAAGACAACUUGAUUGCGCGAUGCGCAAAUAUGCUGGCCAUAUAUCGAAAACAUUGUGCUACGCCAUCCAGUGCUGGACAAUUAAUAUUACCGGAAUGCAUGAAAUUACUUCCGCUUUAUAUAAACUGUUUAUUGAAAAAUGAUGCAUUAUCAGGAGGAGCUGAUAUGACUAUUGAUGAUAGAUCUUAUGUAAUGCAAGCAGUUGCAACAAUGCCUAUUUCCAUAUCCGUUGCAUAUACUUAUCCCAGAUUAUUUCCUUUACACGAUGUUGAUCCUCAGGAUACGGAACUACCUCCAAUGUUGCGUUGCUCUAUCGAUAAAUUUACAAAUGACGGCGCCUAUUUACUUGAAAACACCAUCCAUAUGUUCCUAUGGCUGGGUAUGGAACUUUCCUCCCAAUGGGUACAGAGUGUCUUUGGCGUAUCAUCGGUAGUUCAAAUCAAUACAGAUCACGCCGUACUGCCGAUGUUGGACACACCUUUAAAUAAUAGAAUUAGGAGUAUUAUUAAUCAAAUACGCACAGAAAGACAUCGCUGUGUUAAACUAACGAUAGUAAAACAACGUGAAAAAUUGGAAAUGGUAUUGCGUCAUUUCUUGGUUGAAGAUAGAGGAAAUGAUGGAAGUCCUAGCUAUGUCGAUUUCCUGUGUCACAUGCACAAAGAAAUAAGAACACUUCUUAGCCAAUAAAUAAUUUUCUUAAGUACUCAGCUAGCUUGUAUACUCGAACUCUGGCUCUUUUGCAUCUAAUGAUUUGUUAUUUCAUUGCCUAAAGCAAUUCAAGCAAGCUUUGUACUCGAUUAUUUUUGUGCGUCCAAACACUUAUUAAACGUUACACCUACAUAUACACAAACGUAAGAUGUCCAUUUGUGCAUAUUAAAUAGUUUGUUUCACUAUUUUUAAUAAUAGAAAAAAUUCUAGCUACAAGAUUUUAUGGGUUUAAAAGACGCAUAAUGUAACAUCACAUCGUUGUGCCUAGAAAUAAUUUCAAGGCUAACUCGAUUUUUUUUAAUGGGAACAAAUGAUUGUUCUUAUAUAAUAUAAUUCCUCUAAUAAUUCUGUAUGUAAGAAAGUAUUAAAAUAUGAAUAUAAAAAAUUAAUGAAAAUCAAUUGUUUUAUUCUGGCUUAUUUUAACAUGCCAGAAAUAUAAAGCACUUUCAAAUAUUUUUUUUUUACACUUUUAUAUCUAUAAAAUAAUGAGAUAAUUUGAUGUAUAAAACUUUUUUUAAAUAGGAAAACGUUAAUAUAAUUUGCAAUAUGCCGUUACUUGCUUUUUUAAAUUGGAUAUACUGAUUGAUUCUAUAUUGUGUAUAAAGUAUUAAAGAGAUAAUUUAAAAAAUAUUGUUUGAAAUAUCUUUUAUAUGUUAAAAUAUUUUUGAAUAAAAUAUAUAAUUAUAUUUGUAAAUAAUUUUUCUACGACUUUGUUGUAGCUCAUUAUUGUUGUAACUGAAUAAUUAGAAAAUUUAUAUUACACAAGAAAAAAAAUUAUAUUAAAAAUAGAAUAUGAAAAAGUUAUUAUUGAAGUCUUAUGUCCAUAUAUAUUGAAAAUAUUGCUAUUACAUUACAUGUCUCUUGAAACUCUAAAACUUUGUAGCUUUAAUUAUUUUCUGUUAUUUAAAAUAGUGAAAAUAUGCAACAUAGGACACAAAUGAGAGUAUACAGAUACUAUUCUGUAUAUGUAUAUAUGUACAUUACACGCGCGCUUAUGUGUGCGUGCAAUAUGUUUGUGGAUUUGAGGAGACUUUAAAGUAUAAAUGUAUUCUUCAAAAAAUAUAUAAUCAUUCUCUUUCAGAAAUAAAAAUUGAAUUGUCAAAUAAUUAUUCUAUAAAAUUAAUUAUUUCAAUCAAAUUUAAUCACACAAAAGUCAAUAUUUGUUUAUAUAUUUGUAUUUUUAUGUAUCUUAGCAGAUAGCGCUGCUUAUAAAUAAACAUUAAGCUGUAGAAUGACUAUAAAGGUCUUCAUUUAAAACUUGAUAUAAAAGAUUGACGAGUUUUAUUUAUCAAUUUAGAGUAAAAAGAAUUUUAUUUAUAGUUUUGAAAUGAAUACAUGUGUACUUUGCAUCAGUCUCUAUUUUAAAUUUAUUCCAUCAUAAGGCGUACAGAGUUGGAACAUUAUUUUUUUAAAGUAAUGCGUUACCGUUACUGUUACUUAAAAAGUAACAAUUAUUUACUUUUUUUACGAGAUUAUGAUGACUUUUUUAGAGUGAUACCUAAUUGUCUAUAUCACUAUUUUAACAAGUUAAAUACAAAAUCUUUGAUUAAUCGCAAAUAUGACGCGCGCGCGCACGACACACACACACACACACACACAUACGCGCGCACGCAUAUGUAUACAACGCAUGUAUUAUAUAUUUAUAAAACUAAUAGUAAAAUUCGUUACUAUAACUAAUUAUAAAAAUGUAAUGCAUAUUAUCGUUGCCGUUUCUUCAGAUAGAAGAAAGUAAUGAUUGUUAUUAAAAAAAGUAAUAGUAACGGUGUUACAAGUAAUGUGUUAUUUUCCAAUCCUGCAGCACGUAUACACGAACUGACAGAGAUAGAUUUGAAAGAUUACGACUAAUCAUUCCGAUAGAUAUCGAUACAUACGGAAGCAUAAUCACUUUUACAAUCUUUCAGUCUUACAGAAAGCACAUGGAUAUUUAUAAAUUGUAUUACUUUAUACUUUAGAUUAUUAAUGUUAUUAUCGUAUUACGUUAAUAAAGCAUAUAAAAUCAUAUAAACUCAUAUG